AUGUUGACAGCCCAACCUCUCAAGCAUCAAUUCACGGAUACGCCGGUGAACAAUGGCUACGCUCAGAAGACCUCCGGCCUGAUCGAGCCGCCCGCCGCUUUCGCAGAUAUCGUGGGUCCCUACGAUGACUUUCGAGGCGAGUUACACGACAAAGGCUUUGUCGUCAUCAAGAAUGCCAUCCCGCGCGAACGUGCUAUCCAAUACCAAGAGAAAGCCUACGAGUGGCUGCAAUCAUUUCCCGGAGACCUGGACUUCAGCAACCCUGAAACGUGGAUAGCGAAGAAUCUUCCGCUCCAGAACGGCAUCAAGGUGUAUAUCCACUAUGGUGUCGCGCAUGAGAAGUUUGUCUGGGAUGCCAAACAAGAGCCUGGAGUAUUGGAUGCUUUUGCUAAGCUCUGGCAGACAGACGAGCUGCUUGUCAGUUUCGAUGGCAUAAACAUCACAUUUCCGAACCGCAAGGACAUCCCGAGGCGUGCGGCAUGGGAGCAUAUCGAUCAGAGUCCGCUACGACGCGGUGCUCAUUGCAUCCAAGGGAUCAUCAACCUCUCACCCUCCGGACCAAAUGAUGGCGGCCUAGUCCUGUAUCCCAAGUCUCACAACUACAACGCCGAGUUCUUUGAUAGCCGGGACGAUAAGUCGAGCUGGCUGCCCAUGAAAGAUCUGCACCUCUUCACCAAGGAAGAGCUUGCGUGGUUUCGCGCGAAAGGGCUGCAGCCUCACAAGCCGGGUCAUACACUACGGCGCCGAGCUACCGAGAAGAGCAACCAGAUCAGGACUGCUAUCUACGCUACAUACACACCCGCAAAUCUUGCGGAGCCAACACAACUAGCAAUCAAAAACGAAGUCUUCGAGAAGUUUGGCUCUACAACUCACUGGCCUCACCAAUACAUUGUGUCCAGACCAACGCAAGCGAUGCUGCCGGACGGCACACGAGAUCCUCGUGACAGGGACCAGCCAAGAGAGAUGCCAGAGAUGACGGACAAGCUUCUGAAGCUCGCUGGAGCCAAGAGGUACUGA
Cyphellophora attinorum is the source of this 1017-nucleotide messenger RNA. RefSeq lists its product as uncharacterized. Lineage: Eukaryota; Fungi; Ascomycota; Eurotiomycetes; Chaetothyriales; Cyphellophoraceae. The transcript is spliced from 3 exons. Bases 1 to 1017 code for a protein of 338 amino acids. The record is from RefSeq and is a predicted model, not a curated record.